CUUUGCGUGUCGCAUGCCGGGUCAUUAAGAACGUGCAGACUUUUCUGGCCUCAUUCUAAGUAUAUAACUUUAUACAUAGAGUUUAUAUACAGUAUAUUUUUACUAUGAGUUUAACAACAGGAGAGAGGAUUUUGCAAUGGCUUUUCCGUGCAGUAUCCGGCUUUUUCUGCGCGCUUUUUGUUUUGGUGUCGCCGCGACGCAAAGCCGAAAAAGUGCCACCGGUCACCGAUAAACUGCUCCUCAUCUCUGCCAUGCAGCUGGCUGAGAAAAUCCGCCGCAAGCAGGUGUCAAGUGUAGAUGUGGUUCAGUCCUAUAUAGAUAGGAUCCAGCAGGUGAAUCCUCUCCUGAAUGCUAUGGUUAAGGACAGAUUUUCGGAAGCUUUGGCAGAAGCAGCUCAUGCAGACAUGGUGAUAGAGGAGGAGACCGGAGGAGAGGAGGUUCUAGCAGACCGAUUUCCUCUGCUAGGAGUCCCUUUAUCUGUCAAAGAGUCUUUUUUCUUACAGGGUAUGCCCUGCUCCACAGGCCUGAUCUCUCGUGCUGGCUUUGUUGCCAAUACAGAUGCCCCUGCUGUGGCUCUGUUGAAAAGAGCUGGAGCCAUCCCUUUAGGAGUAACCAACACUAGCGAGUUGUGCAUGUGGCUGGAAUCUAACAAUCACCUGUACGGCAUCACCAAUAACCCCUAUGACACAACCAGAAUAUGUGGAGGAAGCUCAGGUGGAGAGGGCAGCGCAGGUUCUGUAAUCGGGAUUGGUUCGGAUAUUGGAGGCAGCAUUCGCAUGCCCUGUUUCUUUAACGGAUUAUUUGGACACAAAGCGACUCCAGGAAUUGUCUCAAACGAUGGCCAGCUCCCUCCUAGCUCUGGGCUUCAGGAUGACCUUCUGAGUACAGGUCCAAUGUGUCGCUAUGCUGAAGACUUGCUGCCUAUGCUGAAGAUCAUGGCUGGAGCAAAUGCAGACAAGCUGUCGCUGUCCUCGAAGGUGGACUUGAAGAAGCUGCGAUUCUUCUCAGUAGUGGAUGAUGGUGGAUCUCCAUGGACAUCUCCUGUGGACAAACAGCUUGUUGAAGCACAGAAGAAGGUGAUUCAGCGACUAGAGGCAGAUUUGGGAGUCAAAGUUAAGGAAAUGAGCUUUCCACAGCUGAAGUACUCCUACCAGAUCUGGGAAACGUGCAUGGCUCUCCCAGAUAAAGAUGGCAAGCCACCGCAGUCUUUUGCAGAGCUGCUGGCAGAUGGAGGCUCAACCGUGUGGCCGCUAUGGGAACUGAUCAAAUGGAUUUUUGGGAAAUCUGACCACACCCUACCUUCCAUUGGUCUGGCUUUAAUGAACAGCAAACCAUCACCUUUCUUCCUCAAGCAGAAGGAUGCACUACAGCAUGACAUGGACAAGGUGUUGGGGACGGAUGGUGUGCUGCUGUACCCCUCUCAUCCUCUCCUGGCCCCCAAACACCAUCAUCCAUUAUUCACAAUAUAUAACUUCUCAUACACAGGGAUCCUCAAUACACUAGGCCUACCUGUUACCCAGUGUCCUUUGGGGCUAAGUGAGGAGGGUUUGCCCCUCGGUGUGCAGGUGGUGGGAGGAAAGCUGCAGGAUCGUCUCACACUAGCUGUAGCUCUGUAUCUAGAGGAAGCGUUUGGAGGAUGGAGAGAUCCAGGAGCCACCUGAGAAACUGGAGCUGGUGGACGCAUGCUGCUUUCAUUACAUCAAACGAUUAAAUAUAUGAACAACGAACCCUUAUUUUCUUUGUGUCUACUGAACAUUAAUAAAUCAAUUUGAGCUUUACAGAAAUGUGUC
This is a messenger RNA of Tachysurus vachellii, 1790 nucleotides long. It is a transcript of the gene faah2b, whose product is annotated as fatty acid amide hydrolase 2b. The coding region runs from base 105 to 1661 and encodes 518 amino acids. NCBI's taxonomy places the organism in Eukaryota, Metazoa, Chordata, Actinopteri, Siluriformes, Bagridae. The transcript has 11 exons. The record is from RefSeq and is a predicted model, not a curated record.